Molecule: messenger RNA, 6243 nt
Organism: Alosa alosa (allis shad)
Lineage: Eukaryota; Metazoa; Chordata; Actinopteri; Clupeiformes; Clupeidae
Product: diphosphoinositol polyphosphate phosphohydrolase 1
Exons: 5
Coding region: 226-738 (170 amino acids)
Biological process (GO): diadenosine pentaphosphate catabolic process; adenosine 5'-(hexahydrogen pentaphosphate) catabolic process; diadenosine hexaphosphate catabolic process
Cellular component (GO): nucleus; cytoplasm
Molecular function (GO): diphosphoinositol-polyphosphate diphosphatase activity; bis(5'-adenosyl)-pentaphosphatase activity; endopolyphosphatase activity
Source: RefSeq, a predicted model, not a curated record
AUAGCAAAAUCAUUGGAGCUUUUAGAGUACUACGCACUUUACGUAACUAGACUGUAGUCACAGUAAUGGCGUCUGUGCUAGAGAAGCUCUGUGGUCUAUCAACAUGAAGCGAAGGAGGGGUUCCUUGUAGUAAUUUCAGGCCUUUAACGAGGUUUCUUUAAGCAGGCUAUAUACCAAUAGCAGCGGUCCUCUCAAGAGACUCGAAUUUUAAUUUUCUCUAACGAAAUGAUGAAGUUGAAGUCGAACCAGACUCGCACCUACGACGGAGAUGGCUACAAGAAACGCGCCGCCUGUCUGUGCUUCAGAAGUGAGAGUGAGGAGGAGGUGUUGUUGGUGAGCAGCAGUCGACAUCCAGACAAGUGGAUUGUCCCUGGCGGGGGAAUGGAACCAGAAGAAGAGCCCAGUGUGGCUGCAGUUCGGGAAGUGUGUGAAGAGGCUGGAGUCAAGGGGACAUUAGGCCGAUUAGUAGGAAUUUUUGAGAACCGAGACAGGAAGCACAGAACAUACGUCUAUGUUCUCAUCGUAACCGAGGUCUUGGAGGAUUGGGAGGACUCUGUAAAUAUUGGGAGAAAAAGGGAAUGGUUCAAAACAGACGACGCCCGACGUGUGCUGCAGUGCCACAAGCCUGUGCAGGCCUCAUACUUUGAGGCCCUUCAGCAGGACUGCCUGACCAGCAAUGGGACAACCCUCGUAGCCACCUACAACAUCAAUCAGAGCUCCCUCUCGGGUAUCAGAUAACUAAUACAACAACAACAACAAGCACAAUAGCAAACAACAAAACAACAAGAAAACUUCAGGAGAGGCCUCCAAUUCUCUACUCUUUUUUUCUUAUUUAGUCCAGUUCGGCUCUCUACUCUUCUUCCUUCCUCUCCUACUCUUCAUACUACUAGUGCUACUUCCUAUUCUGUUUCUUAAAAAAAUGAAAAAAACUUCAAGUACACACUGAGUACAACACCAACAGCAAAAGAUGUUUGCCUUGCCAGCCUUCUGGUGCCAGAGUGAACGUACUGACUUCAUGCUGGACGAAGACGUUAUUACUUUGUAAAUGGAAUGUUAAGAAAUUUUUUCUUGCCCUUUUUCUUCUUAUGAAAAAUUGCAUGAAAUGUCCCACUUCCCUCAUCCUCUUUAACCCCUAACAUCUUCCCAAACGCAAGGUUUGUUGAAUGCAACUUCUGUGUUACUGUCUUGUUAUAAAGUAGUGGUAUGAGCCUGAUGCGUUAUGAAGAUACUUUUAUAGGGUCUUUUAAAACAUUUUAUGUUCUUUUUUCCCCUUCUUUUUUUCUAUUGUUUUUUCCUCUGUCAUCUCCUGUAGAUAUGCUCUUCAUAUGUCUGUGUGAAUGGGUUCCUGGGGAAGUGUUUUUAUUUUUUUGUUGUUGUUGCAUGAGCACGGGUAUUCAAUUGUCUUACCAUAAAAAAAAAAAGUCUUAUAUUUGCGGUAUGUGAUUGGAGAGAAAAUAAGAUUAUUGUGCACAUGUAAUUGCUCUGAUUUGAUGCUAAUUGGACAUUUACAGUUGAAUUGAAAGUAGUAGAGGGUCAUUUUCCUUUUGUUCUAAACCCUCUCCAAAUUUAUUGUUGACUCUAAACUUGGCUCUUGCUGUGAAAUCGAAGUCACAAACAUCUGAUUCAUGCCCUGUUUUUGGUGAAAGUCACGUCAGUCCCUCUGCAGUUGUCACUAUUACAGUAUUAAUCAAUCACAGUGUACACUUUUGUAUUGAGGAGGGUGCAAAAUAAUUGUUCAUUAAAUUAAACUAAUACUUCUUUAGCUUUGAAAGGUUUCAGGAUCCGAUGCACCGAAAAUACAAGAUGUCCACAGUGGUAUUACUUAAGCUCCUCACUGUUCUGAGAUUUUGAUUUUUUUUAUUUUAUAUAUAUAUGGUCGUUGAAAUUAGAUGUGUGAAAAAUAAUGCAUAGGAGGAGUAAUGAUUUGAUUUAGUAUAGAUACACAAUUUCCCUGACCAUUUAUGUCACCAGUCUUUUUUUGGCUUAAACCCAUUAAUCCAGCUCAGCUUUUUUGUCUAAUUCCUUUAGAGGUCUUUCAAGGUCAAGGUUUAUGAACUGAAGUAGUUAUAUUCAACCGGCCAUUAUUUCAAACUUUUAAACCUGUUUCAGAUUCUAAAAAUAUUUUUGAUGACCACUAACAAGCAAACGACGACAACAACAAAAAAAAGUACAUGAAUAGCGAUGAGCCUUAUGUGUUAUUCAGACCCAUUGGUUGGUUAAGUCCUUUUUCUAUCUCCGUGUGGGCAGGACUUAGGUGGUGCUGGGCCUGCAUGGUAUGUUUGUUGCAUAGUAGUUGUUCAUACUGUAUGUUCAACUGCACUUGCUAAAACAAUGCCUCUACAUAGUACCUACACACCACAGUCUUGGUCCUCACAUGAACAUUACCAACCCCCAGUUCCUCACCCAUCCUGUUGUUUUACUCAUGUACUUAUCUGUAGCAUAAUUAUUUAUUUAUUUUAUUAGUAUUACAAUGAUUAUGGCCGAUGAUGAAGAUUUACUUGUCUACUAUAACGUGACCACUUGGAGUGUGUGUGUGUGUGUGUGCGCGUGCGUGCGUCCAUGUUUUGUUUGAUGGUAUUUGUGUGUAUGAUGGUCAGUUUGUGUCUGUUCUGUGUGUGUGUGUGGCUUGGUGAGGUGACUUGUGCUCAUGCCAGGGAACGGGUGAGAGGGCAGCCAACUCAAUGGGGCAGUGAAAGCACUCGGCUGCGUUUUGGUCUUCUCACACGGCACAUGAUGGGGAUAGACACAGUUUGCUUUUUACAUGGUUUCAGCCAUUUUGAUAUUCAAAUCAAAUGUUUACACUGUGAUUGUAGUAGUCUCCCAUCGAACACUGGAUAUCUCUGGUUAUUUUUUGACUAGAUAAAUUUGAUCUCUUGGAAGGCACUUUUCUUAUUUUUGUCUUAACAAUAUUUCUAGGUAUUUUGUUUGUAAUUUAUAUUUCUUGAUAGAUCAAAUGCUUAUGUGGACACCCUUCUCAAACAUAAACUGAUGAAUUUGAACUUUUCCCACAAUUUACCAUAUUACAUAUUAUUUUCAUGUUUUUAAUCUAAAUUUUAUUUCAACCUGACUGUUGAAGUCAGACAAAAGUGAAAAGAAUGUGAGCUUGUAAAAUAAUUUCCCAACUAAAUAUUUGUCACAGCUUAUGCAGUUAUAACUGCUUUAUAUAUUCUAAUGGAUAGGGUCCUUGCUGCAUAUAGUAGAGCAAAAUAGUUUCACCAUAUUCCCUGCCAAGUUUCUCUUUACCCAUACUGAGAAACACAUCCCCAUUGCAUGUCUGAAGACAAAAGUUCAUAACAUGGAAUAUGGGCUAUCUUGCAGUUGUACCAGCUUAUAUCCACAGCAAUCUAAUUUGUGAAAUAUUUGUAGGAAAUUGUAAACUGUACUGGUUUAAAAGAGGAAUUGGUCCAAAAAUGGAUUGGAUCCUGCUUCUGGCACCAAGUCAAAAACAAGGAGAUAGUGUCUGCUUGCUGCCGUAUCGGUAAUCACAAACAGCUGGUGGUUCACCAGGACAUUAUAUGUAAAUGAGCUAAAAAGAAAAAAAGGUUAACUUAGAUUCUCACAACAUAAGAUUUAUCACAGCAUUUAAUCAAAACCUUAUAGAAGAGAACAUUCAAACAUUAUGUCUGUUUGUAGUUUUACUUCUCACUGGUCAGGAAGGAUUUUUAAAGCGGUGAAGGUCUCAAGCACAUUUCAUACACGGGCGCAAAAAAAACCCCAGAAAAGUGUGACUGGUCCUCUGGAGAGGAAGUAUGAUAGAGGCAAUGUUUCCCUAUAACCACCAUAAAAAGGUCCGCCCAUAACUAAGCUACUAUCUCACUUAAAUGAUUCCACAUUAUCAUGAUGUUGGUGAUAUCCGUUAUCUGCUUCAUCUUGGAGAAUCCAAAUAUCACAUUGGCUCCAUGACUGUUGGUCUGGUAUUUCAAAAUAUGGGAAAGAUGGUGAGCUGAUUUAUGACCACUGUAAUCAUUGUCAUUCAUACAUCUGGACAAGAGACAUUCAUCAAGUAAUUUAUCCUAAAAGCAAGUAGUUUGAAAAGCCAAUGGAUCCCCCCCCAAUUAGUCUAGACACAAUUUACUGGUCUGCAUGCCAGUAGAGUCCAGUAUAGUGUGUCUGUUCUCAGUGAAAUACAAAACACAAUAAAGGAUUCAAAUGAUUGUUCUCAGUUAAAUACAAAAUCCCCCCCAAAAUUGGUAGAAUUUAAGGGUGACCAACUCAUUCGCAUUCUUUUCAGUUACUUAUUUUGUGCUACAUGGACAAGCAAAUUCCAUUGAUGGAUCUCCAGGGGUCUGAGUUUUAUGUGUUAUUUUUCUAUUUAAUUCACCAUCCUUGAAACAUAUAAUAUAAAGUAUUGGAUGUUACUUUAACAUAGACAUUUUGAUAAUUAAUGCAUCUAAUCCACUGUGAAAUGUAACAUGGACAAGUUUCUAAUUUGAAAUAAUUCCGUUACAUCAUAUUUAGUUGAAUUAAGAGCACACAAUAAAAUACUGACAUCUACAGGAAUACAGUGGGUAGUGCACUGUAUCUUGAAGGAGUAAGCCACAAAAUGAAAGCAGUAAACUGCUAGCAUACACAUGUGCCAAUAAGCUCUUUAUGUAUACUGACUCGGCAGUUUAGUAAUAGUAAUUGUGUGAGACAAUAAUGUGGUUAACCAGACUUAUUCAUACAACUUAUUUGUUUCUUUCCACUCUUAUCCAUUUUGCCACAUUUUCACCCUGUGGGAUUCUGAUGGAGUUGCUUGUUCUAGUUUUUUUUUCCCCUGAAAUCCAUGUGGCCUUUCUCCUUAACAGGUUCACAGUAAAGUAAAAAUGAACUCAUUCAAAUGCUCAUGAUUAGCCUCAUGUUUUCAGAGAGUCCAUUAAGCAGAAUAUUGUAUCUGUAGAGCACUUCAUCUAGUACAUAAUAAUAUGGUCUUGUUAAGGUAACUUCAAAUCUUUGUCCCAUAUCUGUAAUUGUUUUGAUAACUAGGAGCACAAAUCCAUAAUAAUUACAUUGUUUCAUAAGUGUUCAGAUAAAUCAAGGAGUUUUGUAAAAUGGUACCCUUGAAUCUCUUCAGAAACGUGAAGCUUUUAGUUGCUCCAAUCAGAUUACACUGAGGUAAUUCCACCUGUUAUAAGUCUUUGUGUAUAGUUAUACUUGAUGGGCAUAAUCCAACAUUCAGCACAUUUCUCAGUGAAUUGGUUGAUUAUAAGAAGAAGCUUGUCUUCACUGGCAGCAUUUCACAUGGUGAACAUUUGAAGCAUACACAUGUCAAAAUUAUGUGUAGAAAUGUUUUAACAUUGCAGAUUGUCAAUAUGAAAAGACUCAUGAUUGUGGUUGUAAUCCAUCUUCUCCCAUCACAUUGCUGGGUCAAUAUAUAUAUAUAUAUAUAUACCAACAAAAAUAUAAUUGGAACUGUACUCUCGAUCAGGGCAGUUAUAGUGACUGAACAUGUACAAUCUGUUUAAACGUGUCCUCCAUGGUUGACCUACAUGAAAAUGGUCAUCCAAAAAAGCAGUUUUCAGUCUCGCACUGAUCACACAGCUGUCCCUAUGGACCUUUUCCACAGAAGCCAUGACCUGGAAUAUGUGUCAGGCCAAGGUAACUAAUGACAUUAAUUAAGGUUCUGAUUCUGCUACACUUAAACUGAACAGAGACUUCACUGAGGUGUUUUGUAACCCCUGUGCUACCGGGUCAAAUGGCUGUUGUGAAAAAGGGCCAUAGCACUUCUGCCUUUGUGAGCACCAUGUUGGAAAUUACACGACACAUAAGAAAAUUUAAAAAAAGUCCUGUUGUACUUGCAGUUUUGUAGUCAUCCUCAACAGUAGUCAUUGCUCUGGAGACUGGGAGAUGAACCAUCAACCCUAAUGGUGACAGACAAAGGCUCCUUUACAAACUGAUUCAAUGACACAAGUAAUACAAGUCUGGAACUUUUAGCUUUCUCCAUUUGAAUCACGUGGUACCUCACCCCAUCUAGGGGUGGUUUACUGAAACAAGAUUGUCAUAAAGCAAUUUUCUUUUCCUGAUUCACUUGUGUUGCUCUACUGUUGCCAGAGAUUGAGUAAAGGGACAGGUUUUACAUAUCCAUUAAUUAUUUCACUGAAUUCGUUGAAGUCCCCUUACAACAACAAUCUGUCACCUGGAAAAUGUAAUAUAUAAAAAAAUAAACUCUUAAUCCCUUUUUAUUACUAUAGAUCAAACUGUUAUGAAAGGACUAAAGAUUGUAAAAUAGUUGUGCCAACAAAUAAAAGAAACAGUAUUUCAUAA